Racocetra persica is the source of this 200-nucleotide messenger RNA. NCBI's taxonomy places the organism in Eukaryota, Fungi, Glomeromycota, Glomeromycetes, Diversisporales, Gigasporaceae. The record is from the annotation of a GenBank genome assembly.
CAAGUAAAAAAUACAUCAGAGGUGGUCCAAAUGUUAUACUUACAAAGAAAACAAAACCAGGAUUUUUGGUAGAAAUAGAUGAAAAAUUUCUGAUCAGAGAAGUCAGUGAGCAAUCUGAACAAUUUCAAAAAGAAAUAAUCAAUAAGGAAAAGAAAUCAAUUCUUUCAGAGUCUCUUAAAGUGGUUGAUUUAGUAGAACAG